ACCACCAUAUCCACGGUUGAUACCCACGUUUGAGCGCUCCCAUACCCCGUUCCUUUCCGUUAUUUGCCAUUGCUCGAGGAGACAUCGGAAUUUUAGUUCACGUACAGAAAGUAGCCAAUAAUCAGCCAUCAGUCACUAUGGUCGUAUUCGCCCUCAUGAUCAUCUCCAAAUCCGGCGGCCUAAUCUACAACCGCGAAUUCCACACCGGCCUGUCCAAACUCACAUCCAACGACUACCUAAUCCUGGCAGGUUCCUUCCACGGCAUGCACGCCAUAACCUCCCAACUCUCGCCCGCGCCUCGCAUCCCCUACAUAACGCCCCAAAACAACAUGCUGGCCCCCUCACCCUUCCCAAAUAGGCCUACCGGUAUCGAGGUCAUGGAGUCCAGUCACUUCCGGCUGCAGUGCUUCCAGACGCAGACAGGGACCAAGUUCUUGCUGGUUACGGAGCCCCAGCAGCCGAAUGUGGAUACGAUGAUGAAGAAGGUGUAUGAGCUGUAUGCGGACUAUGUUAUGAAGAAUCCGUUUUAUACGGUCGAGAUGCCGAUUCGGUGUGAGAAGUUUGAUAGGGGGUUGGAUGGGUUUAUCAAGGUUAGGGGGUGAAGCGGGAUCUAGACGUUGGGAACCACAAGCAAAAUGCCAUGAUGGGACGGGUCACUAUCACGGCAGCCAGAGAACGAGGCUGGGCUGUAAGAGGUGUGAAUGCGCGGCCAAAUGGCACAGGCUGGACAGGGAACGGCAUCACGAAGGCCCUGCCUGAGAGAGUACUCUUGCUAGCAACGAACGGUAAGCAAGCAGUCAAGGAGCCGCUGGAAGGCCGAAUAGCCUCACGACGUUGAAGACUCAAGAGAGCGCCCAGCUUCAUGGUGGGGCAUAGAGGUACAAAGAUGGCGACUAUUAGCCAUUGAAGGCCUAUGCGCAUGUGGGACGUUCAUAG
Macroventuria anomochaeta is the source of this 936-nucleotide messenger RNA. RefSeq names its product Sybindin-like protein. The transcript is spliced from 2 exons. Gene Ontology annotation, biological process: endoplasmic reticulum to Golgi vesicle-mediated transport. Gene Ontology annotation, cellular component: TRAPP complex. NCBI's taxonomy places the organism in Eukaryota, Fungi, Ascomycota, Dothideomycetes, Pleosporales, Didymellaceae. The record is from RefSeq and is a predicted model, not a curated record. Bases 138 to 602 code for a protein of 154 amino acids.